Messenger RNA from Penicillium paradoxum, 1263 nucleotides. RefSeq lists its product as uncharacterized. Gene Ontology annotation, biological process: meiotic DNA recombinase assembly; DNA repair; reciprocal meiotic recombination. Gene Ontology annotation, cellular component: replication fork; Rad51C-XRCC3 complex; Rad51B-Rad51C-Rad51D-XRCC2 complex. Gene Ontology annotation, molecular function: ATP binding; four-way junction DNA binding; ATP-dependent DNA damage sensor activity. The transcript has 4 exons. The coding region runs from base 1 to 1263 and encodes 420 amino acids. NCBI's taxonomy places the organism in Eukaryota, Fungi, Ascomycota, Eurotiomycetes, Eurotiales, Aspergillaceae. The record is from RefSeq and is a predicted model, not a curated record.
AUGAGCAUCAACAUGGACCUUCUCGGUCUCGACGGUCUCGACGGCUUCGAAGGGUUCGAUGGCGAAGAUACGCUGCCCGUGGUCUCGAUCUCAGCAUCGCAGUCCCUCAACGCGUCGGCCGCCGCCCGGGACCCAAUCGCGACGGGCCUGGCGCGUCUGGACGAGGCUUUGAAUGGCUUCCCAGACCAGGUAGAACAAGGCGGGAUUCUGCGUGGACAGGUUACAGAAAUCCAUGGCCCUUCAGGAGCCGGGAAGACUUCGCUGGCGUUGAACAUCGCCUGCAAUGCACUGCGCGACGGCAAAGUAGUCUGGAUUGGUAUGUCCCUGUCACUUCCCCGAGUCAGCUGCGCUGUCUUGCUCACACCGUCAGAUACGGGGUACCCCUUGCCCAGUCCCCGGCUCGAGGAGAUGUCAGUCAACCUCGAUGACUUCAUCUAUCUUCGUGCGCAUACGCUGGCUCAUCUGAUAGCCUUAAUUACUCGACCUCCGAGGGGCUUUCCACAUCCGGAAACAUGUCUUCUGGUCGUCGACUCAGUGUCGAAUUUAUUUCCUGCUUACUUCCUCGGCACGACAGAGCUCAAGGAUCAACUCGCCGAGGAUAAUAUUACCGACAAAGCACACAUGCAAUGGCUGGUCAAUCGCAAAUAUAAUAUUUCUAACGAGCUAGUCACGCAAUUAGCUAGACUUGCUGCGAGGAAUAUUGCCGUGUUGGCUAUCAAUCAAUCCUACGCAAAGCCCAAUAGCGAAUCUGACCCGCUUUUGCAGCCACUCUUGUUGGGCGGCGCGUGGGAAACCUGCGUUCAAACCCGCAUUGCUGUCUAUCGUGAUCUACCUGAAGAGCGACUUGCAUGGGUCGAGAAGCGAGUGGGCAAGCCGGUGCCCGAGGAAGUGGAAGACACAUGCGUUGCGUUUUGCAUCGAAUCGGAUGGUCUUCAUGAAACAGAGAGAAAUGUUUAUUUACCUGAGCCUCUGACUCCUCCACCAAAGUCUCCCCCUGAAUUUGAGUACUAUGAUCCUCCAACGCCGACUCCCUCGCCUAUAUCCUCUUUAUUAUCUUCUGCACCGCCCUCUUCUGAAUUAGGAUCCCCCGAUCUUCCAUCUUCCAAGCCAGCAUCACCGGAACUACCGCAGACACCAACCAAGAAGCGGAAGAUGGACGAGAUAGCUGACAGCCAGGAUGAAGAUUCAGAGGAAGAAGAAGAGGAAGAAGCAGAAGAAGCUCCAUGGACAAACGAGGCAACACUGAACAUGAAUCAACAAUGA